AUGGGAUGUGGCACCUCCGUUGCUACGGAGCCACAAGGGAAAAGAGUGGAGGAUGCCUGGGCAGAUGACACAGUUAGUCCCAGCCCGGCUCUGACUAUGAAGGCAGCUGUUUUGAUCCAGCGGUGGUACCGGCGCUACAUGGCCCGUCUGGAGAUGAGGCGCAGGUACACCUGGAACAUCUUUCAGUCCAUUGAAUAUGCUGGGGAACAGGACCAGCUCCAGCUCUCCAGCUUCUUCAGUUUCAUGCUCGACAACUUCACUCAGCUGAAUGGAAACGGACCAGACUUGAUCUCCCAGCUGCUGGACCCGGUGGUGGACCCCUGGUUAGACAGAGAGACCUGUUACAAACUGAUCCCCGUUCCAGAGUCGUACACGGGACCCCGGCUCUCGUUCCCUCUCUCCGUCUCCGAUACGGACGCUCUCCUCGGUGCAUUUAAGGAGCAACAGACUCUACAUGCCAGAUAUGUUCUGCAGCUGCUGUACGAGACCAAAAGGCUCCUCAAACAGAUGCCCAACAUCAUCCACCUGUCGACAUCCUACACCAAUGAGAUCACUAUAUGUGGUGAUCUGCACGGGCGGCUUGAUGACUUGCUUCUCAUAUUUUAUAAGAAUGGCCUUCCCUCUGCGGAGACACCAUAUGUGUUCAACGGGGACUUUGUGGACCGUGGGAAAAAGUCCAUCGAAGUGGUCAGCCUCCUCUUCGCCUACCUGCUGCUUUACCCCGACUACAUGCACCUGAACCGAGGAAACCACGAAGACCACAUAAUGAACCUCAGAUAUGGGUUUACAAAGGAAGUCAUGCAGAAAUACAAGACUCAUGGCCGUGAGAUCCUCCAGCUGUUUCAGGACGUUUUCAGCCUUCUGCCCAUCGCGACGGUCAUCGACGGAAAGAUCCUGAUCGUUCACGGUGGGAUAUCAGACCAGACCGACCUGGACUUCCUCAGCUCCAUAGACAGGCACAAGGUGAAAUCUGCCAUGAGGUUUCCCAGACGCAGUUUGGAGCACCUGGACAUCGGUCAUUCCUGCAAAAGAAAGAGGUUGGCGGCCGGCUCUCGUCCCAGCAGCCACAGCAAGAACCAAAGAACGCCCAACCAGAGGAGGCAAUGCGGGCACAGCCGACAAGACAGCGCAGCCUCCACUUCUUCUUCCUCCUCCUCCUCCUCCUCAUUGUCCUCGUCCUCCUCUUCGUUCUGCUCUCCUCGAACUCCAUCGUGCCUCUCGCCUCGCCCGUGCCCGUCUUCUCCCAGCAUGCCUUACACUAUCAAUGUCCUCCAAGUGCCUUACCUGGACUCUCUGUCCUCGGUUCCCCCUCCUGCACCUCCGCAACACGACCGGGAAUGGAAACAGGUGGUGGAUAUAUUGUGGAGCGACCCUAAAACCCAAGAAGGCUGCAGUCCGAACACAUUCAGGGGAGGAGGCUGCUACUUCGGGCCAGACGUCACCCGCAGACUGUUGCUCCAGCACGGACUCCAGCUGCUCAUCAGAUCCCACGAGUGCAAACAGGAAGGAUACGAGCUCUGUCACGGAGGACAGGUGAUCACCAUUUUCUCAGCGUCAAACUAUUACGAGGAGGGAAGCAACCGCGGUGCCUACAUCAAAGUGGGCCGGGAACUGGUUCCCCGUUUCUACCAGUACCAAGUCAGCCGCACGACGCGCAAACUCACCCUGACACAGAGAGUGCGAGCUGCUGAAGGUACCGCCCUCAAGGCCCUGAAGGAGAAGCUGUUCACCCAUCGCUCUGAGCUGCUGUCGGGCCUCCAGCAGUACGACCAGAACAACACUGGUUGUGUGUCACUUAGUGAAUGGGCUCAGGCGUUUGAGUCUGUACUGAGACUGGAUCUGCCCUGGAGGACCCUUCGCCCGCAUUUAGCCCGUCUGGCACCAGAUGGCAGUGUGGAUUAUCAGUCCUGCUUUGAGGAUAUGGAGCCAGGCAUUCCUCUGCCUCAGGUGACUCAAAAGUUGGCUGACACUCUGUUUAGAUACAGGACAGACAUUGAGAUAAUAUUCAACAUUAUAGACAAAGACCAUUCAGGUCUGAUCUCCAUCGAGGAGUUUCGCCACACCUGGCGUCUCUUCAGCGCCCACCUGGGGGUCGACAUCGACGACAGAGCCAUCGACGACCUGGCCCGAAGUAUCGACUUCAACAAGGACGGCAGCAUAGACUUCACCGAGUUCCUGGAGGCCUUCAGAGUGGUGCACAAACUGAACAACAAGGAGCAGCAACUCAACGGGAAGACGGCCGGAGGGAAGUGA
Cyclopterus lumpus (lumpfish) is the source of this 2253-nucleotide messenger RNA. It is a transcript of the gene ppef1, whose product is annotated as protein phosphatase, EF-hand calcium binding domain 1. Gene Ontology annotation, biological process: detection of stimulus involved in sensory perception. Gene Ontology annotation, cellular component: nucleus; cytosol. Bases 1 to 2253 code for a protein of 750 amino acids. Gene Ontology annotation, molecular function: manganese ion binding; calcium ion binding; protein binding. The transcript has 18 exons. The record is from RefSeq and is a predicted model, not a curated record. Lineage: Eukaryota; Metazoa; Chordata; Actinopteri; Perciformes; Cyclopteridae.